This is a messenger RNA of Triticum turgidum subsp. durum (durum wheat), 477 nucleotides long. Lineage: Eukaryota; Viridiplantae; Streptophyta; Magnoliopsida; Poales; Poaceae. The record is from the annotation of a GenBank genome assembly.
AUGGGACUUGUUAAGCUAAAUACUGAUGCUUCGUUUGAUCAUGAUCGGCUUAGUGGUACAGCUAGGGCUGUUCUCAGAGAUGAUAAAGGAAGAUUUAUUGCCGGCGGAAACUGGAAGUUUGACUGGUGUGCAGAUGUUCUGACAGCGGAAGUUUUGGCUCUAAGGUUUGGAUUAUUACUUGCACAGAGGGCGGGAUGCAAUCGCCUAGAUGUCAACUCAGACAAUAUUGAAGUCAUCAACACAAUGAAGAAUGGAGGACAAUCAGCGGGAGCGGCGGCGACAGUUUUUGAUGAUUGCUAUUUUUUGGCUUGUGAUUUUUCUCUUACUAGGUUUGAGCAUUGUAAUAGAGAGGCAAAUAGGGUGGCUCAUGAACUAGCUAGAUUAGCGAAAAUUUCCGUAACAAAUGAAUAUUUUGAGGAACCCAUGGAUGAAAUUGUACCUCUUCUUAUGGACGAUGUAACUGUUAUUUGCAAUUAA